Homarus americanus (American lobster) is the source of this 9322-nucleotide messenger RNA. RefSeq names its product RNA-binding protein 24-B-like. The transcript has 6 exons. Gene Ontology annotation, molecular function: RNA binding. NCBI's taxonomy places the organism in Eukaryota, Metazoa, Arthropoda, Malacostraca, Decapoda, Nephropidae. The record is from RefSeq and is a predicted model, not a curated record. Gene Ontology annotation, cellular component: cytosol. Bases 89 to 1030 code for a protein of 313 amino acids.
UGGUACGUGCGCGCGUUUUGGUCUACCAGCGUCGCAGACUUAUAAAGUCCAUUUUUUUUCACUCUCGCACCACUACCACAACACCACCAUGCUCAUGCCCAGUGCCAUGCCCGCAGGCAUUCCCUCAGGCAUCACUACUCCUACCAUGCACCAACAAGCCAUUGAAGCAUCAGGCAUCAGUCAGAAAGACACUACGUUCACAAAGAUCUUCGUGGGGGGACUGCCAUACCACACCACUGACAAGUCUCUUAGAGAACACUUCGAAGUUUAUGGCGAGAUUGAGGAAGCUGUGGUCAUCACAGACAGACAAACGAGCAAGAGCCGCGGCUACGGUUUUGUGACCAUGGCCGAUAAGACUGGGGCAGAACGUGCAAUCAAGGAACCUAACCCGGUAAUUGAUGGUCGCAAGGCUAAUGUUAAUCUCGCUUACCUGGGCGCCAAACCCAGAGGGCCUGCGGCAGGUGAGGAUGCCCUAUACGGGAUCCCGUUAGCCAGCAUGAGGUACCCGACCAUCCUUCCUGGCCAGUAUGGUUUCCAAGAAAAGGCGUCUUGGCAACUAGCUGACUGGGGGAAUCCUGGGACGUGGCAGGUGAGAUCACGCGGCAGUUACCCUUCAGCAGUCAUGGAGGAUGCUCUCUUAAGGCUUCACCCUAACUACUUGUACCAACACUCUUACAUGCCCACUACUGCUGGUCUCCUGCAAAUGGGGCCCUCACCACUCAACCACAAUGCUGCUGCACUUGCAGCUGCAAGCCAGGCAGCAUAUAUUGACUACUCUUCGACUGCAGGAGCAGUUGCCUACCCUGGCUAUCAGUCAGCUGCUGCAACCAACAUGGAACCAUACGCAGCAGCUGUGUCUGCAGGUACGUCAGCAGAUGGUCCAGCUUCAGCCAUGAGCCAGUACACAGCUGGCAUACCUGCUUACUCAUGGGCACUACCACCAGGUACUGCUGCAGCAGCUGCAGGAACCAUUCCUCUCCCACCAUACCAGACUGCUCAGCCUCAACUGCAGGAGGCUCGAAUGCAGUAAAGCCUUUGUUAGACUCCAAGAUGAGAAGUAUUCAGGGAUGCAUCAGUGCUGGCACCGCCCAGUACAGCCCUCCAUGGGUGCUGCACCAACCUCCACUGCCUCACCACCCACCUGCAUCCUAGAGUCAUUUCAUCCUGGAGUUAAAUCUACAAUCUGUGUUCUGUUGGGCUGGAGCUCUUUCCAUAGGAGACUUCCACCCUACUGGAACCUUCACCAGGCAGUUAGGCUCCACCCAGGCCACUGCCCCCCCUGGUUGUGAACUCUUGAUGAGCCUCUCACGCCCACAGCAGUCAUGCACCGGCCAGCCAGGGUGGGUGUGGGCGUGGACUUGAGCUACACAUGCGAUGCUCAUGAUGCUCAUAAUUCUGUAACUUGGUGUUCAUGACUUAUCUUGGGAUCAUUGUCAUGAUCUCACCGCUAAACAUAAUAUUCAAAUGAAAACAUUUAUAUGAACAGUGUUGUAUACAAGAUACAGUACUGUAGUUGAAAGUGAAGUUCAUUUAGUUUCUUGAGAUAUAAUAAAGUUACAGUGCUUUGAAUCUUUGAAAGAAAUUAUGAUACAAUUUUUUUUACACUCUUUUACUUGUGUUUUUGUUACUAGAGAGAAAAUGAAAGAAGUCCUAUAAAGUGUAACUUAAGAGACCAACUACUCUGUGAUGAUUUGCCCAAGGCUGUCAUAACCCAGUUCUCAUCCAUGGUAAUACAUACUGUAUAUACUGAGGGUUUCUCCUAGCAGGUCUCAAGUUGCAUUCAUUUAAGAUGGCCAGUGUUCGAAAAUACCACAAUCAGGGUUGCUGUCUUUUUAUUUUUCCAAGCAGACAAAUUUACUCUAAGCUUAUGAUUUUGGGGUAGGUUUGGUAAAGUUCAGAAAGGCGUGGUUGGUUCACAUCAACCUGAAAAAUAAAAAGAUAUUGCUGUCCUGUAUGUGGUAAUUUUAUAACUGACCAUAUUGCAAUCCUCUUCACUUCUUCAGCUGUAGACUAAUGGAAAGAUGAAAAGAUGCUAUUGUUUCUUAAGCUGUCCCUCAGUAACAUAUUAUUGAUAUUACAAAGUCUAUAAUGUAUUGUGGUCUUGUUUUGUAAGAUUCGAUUCCAUAUCUGACAUACAGUUUUUCUCUUAAAGCUAGUGAUAGAAUGUUUAUAAAGAUAUUUUCAUCGUUAUAUCAUUUUAUGUUAAGAAUAAUGAUAUUUUGUUAAUACUAGUUAUUGAUAAUUUCUUUUAUGUAGCAAAACUCGUACUCUUGCUAUGAUGCCAUAGUUAAUCAUAGGAGUAUAUUAUUAAGAAUUUUUGACAUGGCUGUUUGAAGUAUGGAGAAUGCCAAGUAGGGUAUACUGUAUAUCUUGUCAGAUGAUAUAAUGAAGUGUAGAGUGGCUAAGUUAUAUACUUUUCAAGCUGAGUGGGUUAUUUUUCAAGUUAUUUGAAAUAGCAUUUAAAGUUUAUAGCAUGUGUAUAAAAGUGAAAAGUAUACACGCUGAUGAUUUAAAGGAAGUUAAAGAGUGGUAAUUUCCUGUUCUGAUAAAACUUUGAUCAGCACAAAUGCUCCCUGCACCCUUACUGGGGAGGACUCCCACAAUCCCUGCCUUCUAGUAUUCCUUUCUAGCCUCCUACUUUAAAACUAAACAAGAAGGCUGUGUAAGUGUACCAUUUAUGGCAAGUAUUUCCAUAUUUCAAUCAGCCUGUCAAAGUAUUUAAGAUAUUAGAUGAGCCAGUUAGGAUGUUGGUAUAUAGGUAAUAAUUUUAAUAGUAUAUUAUUGUACACUGAAAAGAAGUUCUUCACUGUACGUAUUUUAGCCGGCUUCGUCACUUUCAUCAGGAUUAAGUAUAUAAAAUAUAUACCUGGAUGUUUUCUCAACAUUUCACUUUAAAUUGAGAUGCAUAGAAGACAUAUCAAGCUUUCCCAAACAGGGAUAUAACAUUCUGCAACAUCUAGUCAGAAUCUCUGCACUAAUAUCAUGUUUGUGCCAUAUACUGCUCAUUUCAUCUGACCUAAGAAAGCAAAAUGGCCAUUGUUAAAAAGAUACCUUGGACAGGACAGUCAAAACAUUAAUUUUUAAGAUGUGAGCCAACUUAGCCUUCCUAAAACUACCCUAGGAUAUAUAGAUGAGGUUGAAUAAGUCAUUUACUUGAAUAUAAUGAAUGACUCAGUCUGUGGUACUCUUUUGGCACUGUCUUGCCAUAAGAAGUUAAACAGUGGACAAUUACCUUCCAUGAAAAGUAGACUGCAUGGGUCAAGCAUGUUUAAAUUGAACUUUUGACUCAAUCUUGUUCAUCAUGAGAUAGUGUUUACACGAGCACAUCUUGUCAUUCUUUAAUUACUUGACGUCUCUUGAACCUAUACAUACUGUAUAUAUUUUUAUUAACCUUGCAGUGUUUAAUUCCGUGUACCAUGUCAGAUAUCAGUAUUAAGCAACACAGUAUUUUGCAGAGGCAAAAAAAAAACUGAAUUUCCCUCACAUUUUGCGAAAGAAAAUUCACAUUGUGUGAAACAAAUAUAAAAUUACUUAAUUGUUUGUGAUUGUCUCAGUAUUGCAUUGUGAAUUUUGCUAUUAAUUUUUAUUCCUUAAUCUUAAAUUAUGGGGGAUGAAGGGAACAUGAGUAUGAAGUUCAUUUCCAUUACCCUAUUAACUUUCGAGAAACUAAAUGGAUUAGAAAUUUAGUUGUUUUGCAGCUUCAUAUCAAGAAAACCUAGGCUGAGUUAAAGAAUUAGUAGUUUCCAGCUUUCUUUACAGAAGGUAUGGCCCUUGUUGAACUUCGAAAUUGUGACAGGCAUAGCCCAGUCUAAAUAAUUUUCACGUUCCAAAUGUUUUUACCCCUUGUGAUAAAAUUAGACAAAAAACAGGCAUUGGUUCCUGAACUCAUUUAUGGGGCAACAGAUUUCCACAAACAAUAUGUAAACGGUGUCUGAUUUUUUAAUUACAGUAUAUGCUCUUUAUAUCAAGAGGUGAACAAGAUUGUUAGUGUAAAGUUUAACCAUGUGGAAAUUUGUGAAAUAUUUAGCAUAUUGUAUUUAUUAUUUUUUUAACAGUAAAAUUUAACAUUGGCAAAGUGUUUCAAAUGUUUUGAAAGGUCAGCAUACUGUCAACAAUGUAAAGAUAGCAGCAACAUUUACAUUCAGGUUGUUGUUACCAGGAAAGAGUAUGGGAGCAUUUAACUAGGGAGCCAAAAUUCCCACAUAAUACUCUGUUUGGUUAUAAAACUGGAAGGACAUUAUAUUUAGCUGAGGUACUGCUGUUAAAUAUUCAAUCAUUGUAAAACUUGUUAAAUAGAAAUUACAGAAGCAAUAUGGUUCAUGUUUAAAAAAAUACCUGUACCAUAAACGGCCAGUAAACUUUAUUUUUAGAAAACAUGAAUAAGCCAAACCUGUCUUAAACUAAUUACCCAGUAUCAUUUGGUGAAGUUUAUGUUGUUGUCUAUCACAUAAAUAAAUGCUUUAAAUGUCCUUUUCAUGGUACGUUUCCAACAUUGUCUGACUUGCACAAGACAAUCAUGAUAACAGUAGAUACUAACAAACCAGCAGGAUGUUGGUGAUUUAUGGCUGCCUUAUGGUUCAUCUAGUCAGAAAAAUAUAUAUAUCUAAUGCACAGUCCAGGUUGCCUUAUAAGUGCCUUUAUAGAGACUUGUCAAUGUACACUCCAAAGUCAGUAAAUUAUAAUGAGAUAAUUUUCUUAUUGUAACAGGGCUCACUCAUUUUCCUGGGUUACCACUGGCACCUAAUUAAUUGUAAGUAUUGUACAGUUUGGCAGAUUUUUGGCCAUUAGUCACCACCUGGGUACUAACGAGUCUUCUUAUUGAGUAAAGUGAAUAUUUGCUAAAUAAAAUUUAGUUUUGACAUUACAGAUUCACAUGAUUCUAAAAUCUGAAAAUCUGAGAUGAUCAUUAAAAUACUUAUGUCUGGCACCUAGAAAAUGUUUUCAAAAUUGAGCCUUGUAUCUCUUUGAUGUUAUAUUGCAUGAUAACUGAGGAGUGGCAUGUUUCGACAGUCUCCUGUCCAGUAAAGCUGUGAGAUUUCAGUUGUAAGUAUGCAGGUGAAAUUAUGUUUAAUUAUAAUGGAAGCAAGCUGAACUGUCCAUAUAACAGAUAGCAAUGAAAAAUAUCAUAGAUUAAGAAACUGUUGGCAUUCUACGCAAUAUUGAUACCAAAUGUUGAAGAAAUGUAUUUGAUAAUAAAGUACUGCAUAAUGUACUUAGGUGUAAAUCUUUAUGGAAGCUCAACUGUACUUUUUUGUUUCAGUAUUGGAAACAUUGUUUUUUUUACAAAAAUAUACGUAUUCAUAGGGGUAAUGAUAAUGUGGAGUAAGUAUCACAUGUAUGAGGGCUUACAUGAGUCUUUAUUCAAAUUUUAUCUACAUGAUCAAGUCACCAGCAAAUGAGUACAAAAAAGUUUUAGUAAAUAGGCCAUCACAGAUGUUUGAAAGGUUAACAUUGAUUACAGAAAGUAAUAUGUGUCCUGAUGUAUGAAAAGGGCCACAAACAACUUAAUUAAGACCCUGAGUAAGUAAACAAAAAAGUUGUUUACUAUGCUAUGGUUGUAGAAAGGAGCAGUAUUUUUCAUUGGAGUUUGUUUCACAUUUGUACAGAGUAUCCUCCAGUAGUUGAAGUACUAUGCUCCUAACUCAACAUAUUUACAUUUGUGACCAAUUUCUUAGAUCAGGUCACAUGCUGUAUAUCUUUUAAUACAUGUUUUAUAAAUGGAGCUGGAAAUUUUAAAGAGGUUGUAUGCUAUAAUUAGUCUUUGAGUUUUUCUUGAUACUGUACUGAUUGGAAAAGUGCCUGCCACCACACAUAUAUAUUCAGGUUACAGUCGAGGUGUGCUAGACCAGAUUUCUUUUUUAAUCAGAAUAUGUUAGGUUUGAAGGCCACUAUAGAACCCUUAAACCUCUUGCUGAAAUAAAAUUUACAUUUAAAAGGUCACCCUCCAUUUCAUUAGUUAUUCUCUGGUUCUUUAGAAAAAUUACUUCAGCUAAAUAUAUUCUUUCAUUUGAAUAGUUGUACAGUAGUUACUGUAAACAUUGUGUGUCGGAAAGUAUCAGAAAAAAAUAUCUCGAUGCUUUAAAAGUAUCCUUAUUUCCAUAAGGAUUUAGUGCUUCAAUAUUGUCUUUCAGACCCAACCUGUUCUGAAUCUUGAAAAUUACUUCCCUUAAGUGAUACUUUGGUCUUUUCAAUUCUUAUGCAAAUAUGUAAUAUGAAGUUGUGAAAUUUUUUAUAUUUGGCACAAAUAAGAAGUUUCAUAUAGACGGAGCAAACAUGGGACACUCAUGGUUCAAAUGUUAAGAAAAACUUGAGUGGGUCAAUUGGUCAUGGCUGCUGACAGCUCGAGAAAAGGGAUUUUUCAUCUCUCAUUACUGUCUAUUGUUUUACAGUACUUCACUGCACUGCUCAGUGAUCUGUUGUGUUCUAAAAUUCAAAUUUUAGACUCCAUUACCUGUUUUCUAUCCUCAACCUUCUAUCCCUCAUGCUUCCAUACUGUAUUUGUUUCUUCACAUUCAAUUCUCAUUUUAUUAACUGUCUUUCCCUCUGCCGUCUACCUCCUGUUAUUCUCACACUUAUGCUUCCUUUGAUAUUUCCAAAUAAGUACUGUAUACCUUUUUCCUUCCUGCAUCAUUCCUGCUUCCAUAUUUGUGAUUAUAUUUUUUGAGAUUAACUCAUAUUUCUCUGACAAGUUCUUCAGAAGUGCAGUAGCUGUUCAUGUAUGUCAUGGCCAAAGGGCAUUUCCCAGAAAAUGGCAGAUCACACCAUUUUUAUUAGUUUUAUUGUACAUUUUGAAAGAUAGUGCCUUAUAUUCUUAAUGCACACAUAGAAGAUAAAGAUGAAAGGAUCAAAAUGUUUAUUCAGAAAUAUCAGUACAAGUGUAAACUUAUAGAGUAAACAUUGCCCCAAUAUUUUUUUACCUUUAAAGGUGUGGUGAUAGUCAGCAAUUGAAGAUAUAGGCCAAAAAGUAACUUGAAAUGCAGAGCCAAGUAUUCUGUGUAAUAUUUAGUGCCUUUUGAAAAUGAAUUCUAAUACUUCAAAAAUAUUUCCAUUUGUCAUAUAUGAAACUUGAGAUUAAAUGCAGUCUUCAUAUCAAUGUGUCAUGGUGUCUCUUAUUGUACAGAAAUUGUGACAUAUAUUUUUAAUGUCACAUUUUGCAGUUAGGAGACAUGUAUUAUAAUGUUCAGGUAAGAAAGGAGCAGUCACUAUAGCUCAUUAAUUUACUAGGCAUUAAGUUACAAACGUAGAGUAUAUAAAAUAAUUAUGUAUUUAUUGUUACUAUUUGCUGUUAUUGACUGUGGGAUGAUCUCUACUUGUGCAAAAUUGCAUCACACACUUUUGAUUCCUAUUUGUUUUUUUUUUGUUUUUUCAAAGAUAUGUAUCAGUGUGGGAUUCAUUCUUUAAAUGGAAAUAUAGUCAAAUUUGUUGAUACUGUACUUCCAAUAUUUGAUUGAAGUUUUUUGUCUUCAGUAUUUUAUAGCCUUAUAUUUCCUGUCAUUGAUAUCUUUAGGAAUACACAAGAUCAUCUCACAAUAUGAAUCAUCCACCAAUUUUAGGGUUUCGCUAAAUUAUCAAUUUCAUACUGUAUGUCCUAUUUUAUAAUGGUUCUGAACUUCCCUAAUAUUGAUGGAUCAUUGCAUCAUCCAUGUAAAUAUCUACAGGGGUUAACCUACAUAACAAACAGUAAUUAAAGUGUAUUAGGUGAUGGUCUUGAUUCAACUGGAAGUCUGUGCUGUGGUGAAUUGGUAUUGUCCUUGUAAAUCUAGGGCCGGAUUCUCUAAGGUUCAUACAUUGUAUCUUCCCUAUAAAUAGGGAUGUAAGAAUGCACCUAAAUGGCUGACUUACAGUAAGCCCAAAAAUAGCAUCCAAAACAGCAUUAAAAUUACACAGGCUCAAUUUUAUGAAGAUACAUUUACUUAACACCAGUUCCAGGACAAAAUUUGAAUAUUUUACAGAAUCUUUGUGGAUCCGGACCCUCUAAGCUGUUUGAUGUAACAGUGAUCCCUGAACCAUAAAUGCUGUAUGUAACAGGCUUCGCAAAUAGCUGCCCGUGGUAGCAAUUAUAAACAUCUAUAAUAUUAUCGUUAAGGAUGGUCUUACAUCCUUUUAAGUCAGUGAUACCAGACAGCCAAAUUUGCUUAACCUGUGACUGUUGGUAGAGUAAAAGCUACCCUUAUGGGUUAAAGGUUGUUUGGGGAGUGGGAAUGAAGAAACAAAGUUGUUUUAUAAUGGUUAUGUACCGUAUGACUAAUUAACAAAGUGAUCAGUUGAUCAGGACGUUUAUAAAUCAUUUACAUAUCUGUAAUUCAUAAAAAAAAAUUAUUUUGCUAAUGAUAAAAUUGUUGAAAUGUUUUAUGCAGGUUUUUGCACAUGAAAUUCAUACUUGGGCUCAUGCCUCUUGCAUCAUCAAAAAAGGCAUCACCGGGAAAGGAACCUAAUUUUCUGUCUGGGCACUCAGAGUCAAGUUCAAAAGUAUCUUGUGCAAAACCCAAGUUCCUUUAAUCCUUGAUGCAUUGCUAUAGGUUAGAGUUGAGUCAAAAUUCUAGUCCAAGCCUUUAUUUGUAUGUUCCGAUACAUGGUACUGUACAUGUAUGUACAGGUACAAUCAUUGUGUAACAGUAACAAAUAAUGUAAAAAGUAUUAAACUGAUUAAGUUUAAAUAUUUACUACUAUAAAAAAAUUACCAAUCUAUGAAAUAGUUCAAAAGUUCCAGCGAGACCAUGGAACAUGCUGCACUGUUAUUUUCUCUGAGUUAGAUGCUCAACCAAUGAAAGUGGCACACAUUAAUUGCUGCUUGGCCAAUCAGUGCAUACCUCUGCCAGUUUUGAACUUUUUCCUUGAACAUAUGUACUCCACUGUGGUACUAGCUCUCUCUAAUUUUUUUAUUCAUAAUGUCUGGAAAAAAGAACUGCAAGUAAUAUUGCUGGUAAUGUGGCCCAGCAGUUACAGAAAAAUAUCAGCAUUGAUGUAAAAAUACAGGGUCAUAGAAUGUGUGGAGGCGGGUGAGUGUUGGUCAUAGGUUGGAUUUGGCUAUGUCAACCAUUAGAACCAUUCUCAAGAUACAGUAUUGGCUUCAGUCCACUCCACACCCCUGUCAACAGCCUGGCUCAUCCUUCUGUCAGUAGCUCCUCCCAUCUUAUUACCCACUGCUGCCUUGUAGGAGGAGUAGAAUUGUGUUAUGUGAGAUGGCAGAUAAUAGUCAAUCUUGCCCAAGGUCCAGCUGAGUGCACUGGUUAGUAUGCAACUUACUAUUAUUGUCAUUUAUUAAAAAUUAAUCUUUUUAUUUAUCUUAUACAGUAAUAAAUGUACCAUUUGUUUAUUAUCA